Messenger RNA from Dovyalis caffra, 756 nucleotides. Lineage: Eukaryota; Viridiplantae; Streptophyta; Magnoliopsida; Malpighiales; Salicaceae. The record is from the annotation of a GenBank genome assembly.
AUGGACCCCAGCCCCUCCGCCACCACCAGCCGGCCCCACCACGGUGGUCGCGAAGACUGUUGGAGCGAUGGCGCCACUAAGACACUAAUCGAAGCCUGGGGUGACCGUUACAUAAAUCUUAAUAGAGGUAACCUCCGUCAAAAAGACUGGAAAGAAGUCGCCGACGCCGUCAACAACCGUCAAAACGGCGUCAAACCAAAAAAGACCGACAUCCAGUGUAAAAAUCGAAUCGACACGUUGAAGAAAAAAUACAAGAUCGAAAAAUCCAAACCCCUCCGGCAACUUGGCAGUUCUAUUACCGUCUCGACUCUCUCAUUGGCACUAAUAUCAAAGACAAAGCCUAAAAAAGAGGUUUAUUCAGGCAUGGCAAGUUCUCGUGAGAGCUCUUCUGGCGACGAGGAGGAUGAUAUGGCGUGGUUUGAUGAGAGAGUGAAGAAGAAACGGCAUCGAAUGGAAGAUGUAGAUUUAUCUGAUGGAGCUGCGUGUAGGGAAUUAGCGAGAGCGAUAUUGAAGUUUGGAGAGAUAUAUGAGAGAAUUGAGAGUUCAAAACAGCAGCGAAUGAUGGAGUUGGAAAAACAGAGAAUGGAGUUUACUAAAGAACUUGAGUUUGAAAGGAUGAAUAUGUUUGUUGAUGCUCAAUUGGAGCUCAAGAAGAAGUCUUUCAACCGCCAUAAAUUUGCAUCGAGUUCAGGAGGGCUUUCAAAUUUCCAUGAUGCCAGUUCUGAUGCUUUAAUGCGCGACACUGUUGGCUCUUGA